Molecule: messenger RNA, 1423 nt
Organism: Linum tenue
Lineage: Eukaryota; Viridiplantae; Streptophyta; Magnoliopsida; Malpighiales; Linaceae
Source: the annotation of a GenBank genome assembly
CCUAAUCUUCCCACAGUUCCACUCCCCUUCCCAAACUUCCGUCCAAUGGCAGCGAUCGACCCUUUCGCUUCGGUAGCCGAGCUAUGCUCGGUAUCUUCUUCUCAAGACGAGUACUUGCGCCGCUCUCGUUUCUUGCUGGAGCCUCCUCGGGAUUCCCACAUCCCUUUCAUCUCCGACUCUAGCCAAGAUGCCGCUUCCGCCGAUCUCCUCCGCGAAUCAACGCCGAUAAGGAUGGAAUCUCCGCCGGAGUCCCCCGUCGAGGAGAAUCAAGCCGGGGGCAGCCCCGGCCGUGGCGUUCAGGCGAGCGGCCGAGUUGGAAAUGACGACGACAGCGACGAAGGUACCUUGGUGAUCAGUGGCGAUUCUUCGGAAGAGGAUUCGGCAGCUGCCUACUUGAGCAGGGAUACGUAUCAUCUGUUCUCAAUCGAGCAGGAAUCGAAUUCUAAGGAGAGGGUCGAAAGCCCGGACAAGUCUUUAUCCGAGGAACGAGAGGGUCAGGGUACUAGUAGUUGUAGCGGAACUCCAUUGCUGCGGACUCCACAAUCUAAUUUGGGCAGCAACCCGGCUCUGGUUGUACAGAGAUCGAUAAUGUCUUUGGAGAAAUUGGGGUCUCCAUUGAAAGGACUAACAACUGUGAGUGAGAAAGAACGGGGAAAUUUCUGCGAAAGUGAGUUUCUGCAGACUUCACAAGCUAAUUUGGGCAUUGAGCCGGCUCUAGUUCUACUGGGAUCCCUGAAAUCUCUGGAGAAAAUGGGAUCUACCACCAAAGAACAAAAACAAGGACUGAAAUCUAUUCAGGCUGCCGAGGGGUUACAAUCUGCAAUAGCAGUAGAUCACACGGCUGAUGGAAAGAGAGAAGCAGCACAACAAGGGUUCGCUUCGAAGAGGAAGCUGGAGUCCUCUGGUGAGCAGUUGGAAUCCGAGGCUGGUGCAGAAACUAAUGUGGUGGACAACGUAGAGCACACGAUGACGAGCCAGCGAGAUCGUUCUUUGGGCAGAAGUGGUAAAAGAGCUAAGGAACCAAGUAAAUUGCCCCCAAAAGUGGCUGCAUUAAUGGGUAUCCUGAAUAUUUUUGCUGCAAAGGAAGAUAUCCGUGAUUCCACAGUCGUAAGCAUGCGUCUCAUUGACAUUUGCAAGAUGCACGGCAUGACCUUUCCUUAAGGGAAGCAGCCAUUUGAUUGUCCAGAAAGACGAGUUUAAAGCUGGGUUUCAGAUAGUCCGGGAUCGAAUGUGUGUAAGGUCGAUGGUGCAGCUAAAUUUGAGCAUUGGCGCUUGCAAAAGCACUUGUGAUUUGCCUCUUAUGGCUUUCAUUUUAUGUUGAUGGAUUGUGUAGAUGUUUGGCAGAGGUUGUAUGUUCUGUAGAAGCGGGGUAUGAGUUGAUGCAUCCGCAUUACAUUUUUUGUAGAAAGAUACGGCGGGAACU